This is a messenger RNA of Selaginella moellendorffii, 1695 nucleotides long. RefSeq names its product leucine-rich repeat receptor-like kinase protein FLORAL ORGAN NUMBER1. Gene Ontology annotation, molecular function: protein binding. The transcript has a single exon. NCBI's taxonomy places the organism in Eukaryota, Viridiplantae, Streptophyta, Lycopodiopsida, Selaginellales, Selaginellaceae. The record is from RefSeq and is a predicted model, not a curated record. The annotation marks the transcript as partial.
AUGGUACCUUGUGUGAUCUAUUUCCUGCUCCUGGUAGUAAUCUCCAAGGCUGAUCUCGAUCGUGAUCAUCAGGCACUAGUCGCUCUCAAAAACUCAUUUGUGGAUUCCGCAGGAAAGCUCCAGGAUUGGACAGGAACUGCGUCUGCCAUCUGCUCGUGGAAAGGAGUGUCCUGUGACACUACUAACUCUUCCGUGGUAAAGCUCGAGCUUCCUGACAGUAAUCUUGGAGGCGUCCUUGCACCCGACAUAGUGAGUCUUCGAUCCCUGACGAAUUUGUCUUUCGAAAGCAACCUCCUCCAGGGAGAAAUUCCUCGAGACCUGUUUAGCAAGCUCGAUCGUCUGGAGAAUGUUUCUCUCGCUGAAAAUUACUUCUCCGGCACCAUUCCCGCCAGCCUUGGAAGCUCAACUCUAAUCCGGCAUCUCGAUUUGCAUAACAACAAUCUCACCGGAGAGAUACCUUCGGGUGUUUGCCAGCUUCGCGACUUGCAGGUCAUUUUGCUCGCCAUUAAUAAGUUCGAAGGAGAGAUACCCCACUGUCUCGGUGCUCUCACGGAACUGAAGGUGAUCGGUUUCAUGAAGAACAACUUGAGUGGCUCGAUCCCACCAUCCUUCCAACACCUGACAAAGUUGCAGAUCUUGGACGUGUCCGAGAACAACUUGUCCGGAGCCAUUCCACCUGAGCUCGGAAUGAUGUCAAGCCUUGAAAGGUUGCUUAUCCAUACCAACAACCUGGCCGGACGCAUUCCACCGCAGCUCGGAAAUCUGUCCCUGUUGGAAAGCUUCGACGUAGCGUACAACAGACUCGAAGGAGUGAUCCCCGAAGAGCUCGGAGGAAUGAAGGCACUUUCCAGCUUCCAUCUAGCCAGCAACAAACUGACAGGUGAGUUUCCUCGGUGGCUCGCGGAGCACGACAAUGUCUCGUCUAUCACCUUGAAUAGCAACUCCCUCACUGGAGACCUCCCUCCAGACUUUGGAAGCAGAUCAGCACUCCGGAGCGUCGAUCUAUCCCAGAAUCAUUUCACUGGAAAACUUCCGCCAGCUCUCUGUCAGAAUGGAAGCUUGGAGUACCUUGCCGCACUAAACAAUCAGUUCUCGGGAGAUCUGCCAGUGCAACUCCAGCAGUGUCGGAACUUGGACAGGCUCCGUCUUGACGACAACUUCCUCACAGGCAGCGUGCACUUUUCCCAGUCGAAUGUCAACACCAUCACCCUUGCUCGUAAUCGUUUCAACGGGAACCUCUCCAUGCGAGACAUGCCGAUGCUGACUAUCUUGGACCUGUCUUUCAAUCGCCUCACAGGUGAGUUGCCGGCGGUGCUCGAAACUUCACGAAGCUUGGUCAAAAUCAACUUGGCUAGCAAUCGUCUGUCUGGAACUCUUCCUCUACAGCUUGGACAGCUUCAAAAUCUCACGGAUCUCGAUCUCAGUAGCAACAAUUUCGUCGGGGACGUUCCAGCUUUGAUCUCGGGUUGCGGCAGCUUGAUCACGUUGAACCUGAGUAGGAACAGCUUCCAGGGAAGGUUGCUCUUAAGAAUGAUGGAAAAGCUCAGCACCUUAGAUGUUUCGCACAACGGGCUCCACGGUGAAAUACCGCUGGCAAUCGGACAGUCCCCGAACCUCUUGAAACUCGACCUCUCAUAUAAUGAUCUGUCUGGAAGCGUCCCGGCCUUUUGCAAGAAGAUCGAUGCCAACCUCGAA